Populus euphratica (Euphrates poplar) is the source of this 686-nucleotide messenger RNA. RefSeq names its product DEAD-box ATP-dependent RNA helicase 37-like. The transcript is spliced from 2 exons. The annotation marks the transcript as partial. Lineage: Eukaryota; Viridiplantae; Streptophyta; Magnoliopsida; Malpighiales; Salicaceae. The record is from RefSeq and is a predicted model, not a curated record.
AGAUCAGAUGGCUUUCUUCAUUCCAGACAGAAAACAAAAAUUCUGAAGGAAAGAGAAAUGGCACUUAGAUCAUUCAAGAGUGGGAAGACGCCAAUUCUAGUAGCGACAGAUGUGGCAGCACGGGGUCUUGAUAUACCCCAUGUGGCUCAUGUGGUGAAUUUUGAUCUUCCAAAUGACAUUGAUGAUUAUGUUCACAGGAUAGGACGAACAGGACGAGCUGGAAAAACAGGGCUUGCUACUGCUUUCUUUAACGAAAAUAAUAUGUCAUUAGCAAGACCUUUAGCUGAUCUAAUGCAAGAAGCAAAUCAAGUAGUACCUGCGUGGCUCACUCGUUAUGCUUCACGGGUUUUGCAUAGUGGUGGCAAGAAUCGGCGCUCUGGAGGAGCCCGAUUUGGUGGUCGUGAUUUCAGAAGAGAGGGUUCUAUUAACAAGGGUACAGAAUAUUAUGGAGGGAACAGUAACGGUGGAUAUGGGGUUCCUGCUGGUUUUGGUGGGGGGUACAAUCCAUCCGUGGCUAGUGCUUGGGAUUAGUAUCAUACCAUUUUCUGGAUUCAGAUCUCUUCUUUUGUCAUGCGUAAAUAAAGUUCUUUUCACAAUUCAAGGAUUAAAUCUUUUUAUCCUCCAGUAGCCUUUAAUUGUCUUUUAUGCAGAAGUUGCUGUGGCGUUAAUCCCUGGCCUUCUCAAAA